CGGUGGAUGCAAAAUAAGUAUGCUCUGGAACUGGAACACCAUCGACGCCUGUUUUCUCUCUCAGUCCUGGAAAAUCAACUCUCAUGGAGCCUUCGCGGCGCUGUGUCUUGGCGUGAUCACACUUGUCAUUCUACUCGAGUUCCUCCGGCGCAUCGCCAAGUUCUACGACAAGCAUCUGGUUCGGAAGCACCGACUGCAAGCCGGAGCUUUGGCCAUCGCCGGCGGUCCACCCAACAACCCCAAUGCGGCCGAGUCCGGUGGAGGAUCUCAGGACAGAGGCUCCCUCAUCGCUAAGAACGGCGACGGCCACUUCGUCUCACCUCAUGCAUCGUUCCAGCCUAAUGCCUAUCAGCAGAUGAUUCGAGCCUUGCUCCAUACGCUGCAGUUCGCGGUCGCUUACUGGAUCAUGCUUCUGGCCAUGUACUACAAUGGGUACAUCAUCAUAUGUAUCUUCAUUGGUGCGUUUCUGGGCGCCUUCAUAUUUGGUUGGGAACGUCUUGGUGUCCACAGUGACGAGACUGCCGGAUAUGGGACCUUGGACCCAACGGCGUGUUGCGGCUGAGGAAGAUGAAAGGACAGGGAGUGACAUUCAGGGGGCAUAUGGUCGUCGGACUGGAUUGGUUGGCUGGACUGUAUUAUACAACAGCUUAAGAUGCAUGUUUAGUCUUCAAAUUCACAAGGUUUAGAGGUAGGCAACGUCGCAUGGCAUUAUGCGCAGCAUAGUGGACAAGCAGGCAC
Messenger RNA from Pseudomassariella vexata, 738 nucleotides. Its product is annotated as Ctr copper transporter. NCBI's taxonomy places the organism in Eukaryota, Fungi, Ascomycota, Sordariomycetes, Amphisphaeriales, Pseudomassariaceae. The record is from RefSeq and is a predicted model, not a curated record. The transcript has 2 exons. The coding region runs from base 20 to 562 and encodes 180 amino acids. Gene Ontology annotation, molecular function: copper ion transmembrane transporter activity. Gene Ontology annotation, biological process: copper ion transmembrane transport. Gene Ontology annotation, cellular component: membrane.